Zootermopsis nevadensis is the source of this 1124-nucleotide messenger RNA. The record is from RefSeq and is a predicted model, not a curated record. NCBI's taxonomy places the organism in Eukaryota, Metazoa, Arthropoda, Insecta, Blattodea, Termopsidae.
AUGCAAAGUGGGUAUGAGUACAAACCUGCACUGCAGGCCUACACAAAUGUUUGGAAACCUCAUGGUGAUUGCCCAUUUAGGAUAGCUAGGCUCAGCAGGGCAGAAGGACAGUCUGUGUGUGUCCGCCGGAGAGAGAACGACUCGAGGAGAAAGUCGGAAGAUUUCGUGGAUAAAUCUGAAACGGAUACUACUCUGCAUGUCCAUAGUACAGCGCUUCAGUGUACUGGUGGGACUGCAGUUGUUCUCAGUGUAGUAUGCUUUCCCUUCGUCUCGCCAGCCUUACGUCGGUUUUGUCUUCCAUAUGUGCCAGCAACAGCAACACAAAUAGAAAAUGUUAUGUGUGCUCUGGCUGGACGGUCUGGAAGACUUGUUGAUUUAGGCAGUGGAGAUGGGCGGAUUGUUCUUACUGCCGCAAAGGCUGGUUAUAUUGCUGAUGGUGUGGAACUCAAUCCAUGGCUUAUAGCGUACUCUAGGCUCAGAGCUUUCCAGCUAGGUCUCAGUGGUCAUUCCAGGUUCUACUGUCAGGAUCUGUGGAAGUUCCAACUGCAUCCUUAUCCAAACAUUAUAAUAUUCGGUGUACAGGAGAUGAUGCCAAAACUUGAAGAAAAACUUACAAAUGAGCUACGUAAUGAUGUUCAUGUGGUAGCAUGUAGAUUCCCUUUUCCAACAUGGACACCUGAUGCUACUCUUGGUACGGGGCUUGACACUGUCUGGUUGUACAAGAAUCCUCCGAGAAUAAACGUCAAGUCUGCAAGAUGUCCAGAAAUUUGAACACUUGAAGUUAACAGGCUAUCAUCGAGAAACUGAACUUGUAUCUCUCAGGUAGGCAUUAGGUCUAUGAACAGUCUUACUUGUAAGUCUAAGCAAAUGCUGGUCAGAGGUAGAGCCUCAUCCAGGAACCAAUUGUGUAAUUACAUCCUAGUUGUUUGUGGCUGUCAGACAUCUCAGAGGCAGAUGGGGUGUGAAGUAUAAGUGGAAUGAAAAGGGUAGAGAAACAAAGAGGCGCUUGGAAAAACAUCUACACCAGUUUAACUGUCCACUGUAAAACCUAAGAAUUAUUGAUUACUUGUCUGUGGCAGAGAGAUUUGUUCUUCUUGUAUUAAAACCUCUGCUUAGAAGUGCUA